AUGUCAAAUCACAUAAAGGCUUGCAAAAAGAAAGACCAGCCUGAUACCGCUCCGCAGGAUUCACAUGUUUCUUUAUCGUCAAAAAAUGAUACUCCUAAACGAAUUUCAUCAAAAGUGAAAAAAUUGAUUACCGAUGCGUGCGUUGAAUUCUCUUCACUCGAUAAUCGUCCUUUUGAAACUGUCAAAGGUGCUGGAUUUCUUCGGUUAAUGGAAGCCGUGUUUGCUGCUGGUCAACGUUUGUCUGCAUUACCAAGUGUACAAGUCACCGAUUUGAUACCUGAUUCAACUACGAUCAGUCGAAAUAUAAAUCAAGUUUAUAAAUUACGAACAGAUCAAUUAAUUCAAUGGUGCAAAACAAUUGAUAGUUAUUGUAUCACGGUAGACUUCUGGACUGAAGGUCAUACUGGUAUACACUUUGGAGGCAUUUCGCUUCAUCACAUUGAUAAAAAUAAUCAGCUACACGUAUUUAUCCUCGGGUGUUAUCCAUAUGAUGAAAGUGAUCAAAAAGCACCAAGUGUUCGUACAUUUGUUGAAAGAAUAUUAGAUGAAUAUGGAUUGAAACUUGAUGAUGGAAAAUAUGUUAUGAGCGACAAUGAAAAUAAAAUGAAAUCAACUUUUAAUUUUAAAUGUAAACGCAUCGGCUGUAGUUCUCAUUAUUUGAACAAACAGUUAGAGCAUGGUUUUACUUCUGAAACGAUUGAUAAACAGCCGGUGGAUUGUACCGAGGUUCAAGAAUUAUUCGACAAUAUAAAAGCAUUAAUAGCUCAUAUUCGUCGUUCCCAUAAGCAGCUGAAACUUUCAAGAAAACUUCAAGUUUAUAGUGAAACAAGAUUCAAUGGUGCUUUCUACAUGCUGAAUGUGUUUUUGGUGGUGUUUGAUGAACUUUUUCCUAUCAUUAAUGGUUCACAUUUAGAAAAUUAUAUAAAAAUAGAUAAGACUUUUCUACAAGAAGUUUGCGAGUUUUUGGUUCCAUUUGACAACGUUUUUCAACAAUUGAGCGUUACAGAUCGACCUACUCUUCAUCGAGUUAUACCAUUACGUCAAUAUUUACUUAAUUCUUGUAAAACUGAACCUGAAGAUCAUAGUGGAAUUAAAAAAUUGAAAGAAUUUUUAAGAAAAAGAAUUGAAAAAUGUUGGAUUCUCGAAGAUGAACAUUACCUUGCAACCAUCGUUCACCCUCGAUUAAAACAUUUUCAUAUGGGUGCACCUGGUGAUAAAGAAAAAGCAGUUCAUUUAUUAAAACUUGCAAUUCAGAAUCAAAUUACUUCCAAGCCGACUUCUUCGAACUUAUCACCUUUUCCAGAUACUACUGCAAACAAUAUGCCAUGUAACAAAUAUUCAAAUUUAUCAAAUGGAAAAAGUCUAUUAGCUCAAUGUUUUGAUCAAGUAUCAAAUCCUGAACCAUUUCAUAUAGUUGAAUGUGAAGAGUAUUUAAACUCAACAACGAAUAGUGAUGAAAAUGACGAUGACAACAUUUUAGAAUAUUGGACGAAACAACAAAAUCGAUUUCCAAAUAUUCAUUCACUUGCACGUAAAGUAUUGGCUAUACCUGCUUCGAAUACGGAGGUGGAAAGAUUGUUUUCAUGUUCGAAGAUGGUAGUGACAGACAAUCGAACUCGGCUUGACGCUGAAAAACUGAAUAAAAUCAUAUUUCUUCGCAAAAACCUCUAUUCAUUAAAACAAUUAGAAAAAAAAGAAGAAGUUAUUCAAGGAAGUCAAAAACGAAAAUCAAUGGAUGAAUGGAAGGUUGAUAGCGAAGGUGAAAGUGAAGGUGAACAGCGGACACCUUCAAUAGUGAAGAGACAUAGAAUUGGAGACAACAAUUCCGCACCAAGUGAGGAUGAACUCGAAGAGUGA
Messenger RNA from Adineta ricciae, 1857 nucleotides. The record is from the annotation of a GenBank genome assembly. Lineage: Eukaryota; Metazoa; Rotifera; Eurotatoria; Adinetida; Adinetidae.